CGUCAUUUUGAAUGUGAAGCAUGUAUUAGAUAUGAACGUGCUGAUUGGAUUGUGCUAUCCAUUAUUUUAGUUUGGUAACAACAGUUACACAGGAUUGGUUUGAUCGUCAAAUCGCACGUCUUAACAACCAACAUAUGCGUCAUAGAUUUAAGCACCGUAGGGAGCGAGCUGCACUGACUAUCCUUCUAUGAGUAUGGCCAUCUAACCUCGUUGAUGGCUUAGGCAGGCCAAGAACGGCUAAGAUAGCUUAAUUUGAAAAAAAGGAAUCAUUUUUUCAUCAUUUAAAGAAAAAUGUUACAAACUGUUACAAUAAACAACAUAGAAACAUAAUAAAUUAACAUUUAAUUGAUUCAUCGCUCCUGUUUAUCGUCCCUUCAACGCAGCACGCUCUUCUUGCUGGUAAACGGCAAGAUCAGCCAUGGAGAGCUGCUGCAUCGAAUGAACCGCGUCCCAUCUCCGUCAUGUUCGUUUUGUCCUGCAAUAGACAAACUGGAACAUAAAUUCGCUGGCAGCAGAAGAUUUGCUGAUGCUGGGCAGAUUCUGCACCAGCGAAUUAGCGUUGUAAUUUCAGAGUGUCCGUCUUCGUCAACGUCAUUGUUCGGUUUGUUGCGUUUGCCUGUACUAAAUGGCAUUAGAUAAACGCAGCCAUAUCCUAAGUUUGUUUGCGAACUAUGUCAUCCACAUCAUUGGAAACAAUGAUGCUGUGAUUGACAUAGAAGUUCUGCGUUGUUCAUUGUAAAUAUUAAUGUUAAAUAGAACCUAAGCACGUUUGCAAUAAAACUUUAAAAUAAAAUUGCAACAGUUGUUAAACGAAAAUUUGGCUUACCAUGUACGUGGUGUAUAACAAGGAAUAACAUGUUUCCCUGAAUAGAAGUCUAAUUAACAAAUUAACAAGAUGGGUUAAACUUGGGUAGCACUAAUUGCAACCCAGAACAAAUAGUGUACAUACGCAUUGAAGAAAAAUGAAGAACCAUAUAAAGUUUAAAAAAUAUGUAAAAAAGUGCUUACUGCAGUAGAAUAGAAAAAGUUAUCAAAUAUACAUUUGAACACAAAGCUGCUACAGUAUAUUGCGGAGUUGUUAUAGCUUGCCCAAAAUUAUCUCCCAAAAACUCGACCAACGGAAUUCCAACGAGUGUUAUCGACAUUAAACAUACGCUCAAAUAUGCCACAUUAAGACGUGCGUAAACUGCAGUUUUUUUUAGUUGGUAGAGCAACAUGAUAAUUGUUAACCACGUUGGAAAGUGGUUGAUCUGUUCAGCGGUACAAAACCUCUUAUAACGAUUAUUGUUAACUAGAUAUGACGUUUCAUUUGUUUUCGCUGUACACCAUUUACCGGAGUGUUAUCGGUGUAUAGUUCAUACAGAAGAAACAAAUGUUUAGGUGCAUCACAUUCUAUGCGUAAUUGAAGUAGAGUAGCAAAAAAAGGUCGGUAGUUUUCGGAAGAGCUUUGCACCUUUCCUUCUAGUAAACGGGAUCUCCUGGGGGUUUCAAGGAAACGGGUGCGAAUCGUCCGAAAAAUCCGAAUUGCACGUUCCGCACGCAGUUCAAGGCACGUUGUUUGUUUUCUUUAUACGGGUGAGAACAGUGUGUAUCGUUUUGCACGUCGCAUUGCAUGCAUACAACACACGACAGACAGUUUGAAAACAAAACAAAAAAGUCGAGAAAAGUGUCAUACGGGCUUUCAUCGCUGCAAAAGCUUGCAGUUAAAACACUCAGGUUUGACCCUUCGCACAGCGAGAUAGCUUGUGGUUUAUAAAAGCCCUUGCAAUCCAGCGUGUACAUUUUAGUUUGAAGUCGCAUGGUUUGGCCUACACGGUGCAACUGGCCGGCACGGUGCGUAACUGCAGACAGUGCGAUAGAAAUUAUUCGGUGUGCUGCAACAAGACAACGAUGAUGGGUGCGAAACAAUAUUCUACGUGCUCAGCUCUAUUGGCAGGCGUAAUAGCUGCCUGCUUGGUUCUUGGUGACAUUGGGGUGAAUAGUGCUCAAACGGCGCCGGUUUUGUUUCUUACUGUGAAAAGUUGCAACUUUGGUAUGACGAAAGUCGAUCAUUUGAAGUGUGGUUAUUUGAUUGUGACAGACAUUUUAAUAAGCCCUGAUGGAGUGCCGCUACCAUUUUUCCACGAUAACAGAAUCAAUAUCAAGAAGUCCGGUCUGAAGAUAAUUGCGUCCUUUGGGGGGUCAGUAGUGCCUUCUGAGCUGUUUGCUUUUCUAACGUGUGAUGAUCAACGGCGAGCUGCAUUUGUGAUUAAUUUGGUCGAGUUUACACUAGCUCAUGGAUUCCAUGGAAUCGAUUUGGGCUGGCUCUAUCCAGCACCACAGGAAAGGGAUCAGUACGUCCGAUUGUUAAGGGAUUUGAGACUUGCUUGCGAUCUGAAUGGAUUGGUGUUAACGGUGACUGUUCCUAGCCGACCGUCCGUGAUUGAGGUGAACUAUCCGGUGGAAAAACUGGAUAAGUAUGCAGAUUACGUUAUCUUGAGUACGACGGAAUUUAGAAAACUACGCAAAACAUCAUUCAUAGCACCGUUGUACUCAUGCAGUCCAGGGUCUUCCAAUAGCAUUGAUUACCACGUGGAUCGAUGGAAGAUGGCUGGUCUGAGCUGCGGGAAAAUUGUCAUUGUAAUUCAAACAAUGACAUUAACGUACAAGCUGUACAUUCAGAAUGAGUAUCGGGUGGGUACACCAGCUCUGCAGCUAAAGAUUCGUCCGUACUAUAAAAUCUGUCGGAAACUGUACAGUGGGUCGCUAGAGAUUUGGGACAGCAAUGUUCGAAGCCCUUAUGCAUUCCGUGAUUUAUCCUGGUACUCAUACGAAAAUGAAAAGUCCGUUAAAGAAAAGGUGUGUUUCGUAGUGCAGCAGGGUCUUGGCGGGUUGGCUGUGUUCUAUUACGAUGAAGAUGAUCCGAUCAAUAUAUGUGGAGAUGGGCAGUAUCCUCUUACAGCGAUAGUGGUAGCGGCAAUGAAUUCACAGUACCAUCCGCCUUCAGUGAUUACUGAUUCACAGAUCUACCAUUACGAUUCACCAUCGUUAACGCCACUAUCACAGCUAGACUACCACCAAUACAGUGAGGUUAACAGCAAAGACCCACUGGUUGUUUAUGUAGAAGAAGAGAACCCAUAUGGAAAGACAGUAUUGCCCUCCAAACCAAGCACUGGAACGUAUUUUCCAUCUAGCAAUGUUCAACACAAAUCGGGUCCGCUGAAUUACAGCAUGAAUAAGACGUCGUUAACCAGAGAAAUGAAUGAUCAAUUUUCUACAGAUGGGUUUGAAGCGUUUUAUGGUGCCACAGACUCAGGAUCUGAUGAGUAUCAUGAAGAUUUUAUGGAUACGAUUUACGGUUUAAUGGAAGUUGGUCAGAGUGUAGAUAUGGCUCCUCCCCAAUUAUCUACAAGCAAUACGCCUUCUAUGGUGUUUAGCGAACCAAACCCCGUAUCGCCCACUGUACAACUGUUCUCGGAAAAUGUUCCCGUAGACAACUCACGGGCAUGCAAAUUGUUUUCAGAACAUACCAAUAAUCAUCCUACGGGACACACUGCCUGCACUGGGUGCAAAGGGUUUGGUACUUCCAAGCCAUGUACGCAUUGCUCCUCUACGCCAGUCGAGCAUCACCGAGCAUGCUGUCCGUGCAAGUUGUCAGGAAUUAAAAUAGUCGCUACAGGAAAUGCACCGACAACUACAACUACUACAACUACAACGACGACAACUACAAUGGCGCCACCUGUCAUUCACUUUUUCCCGAUGAUGCCACCAACAAUGAAGCCACCUACAUGUUGCCAGGGGUGUGAAAAGUGUGUCAAAAUUAUGGCGACCGGUAAUGCCGAGGCUCCGAAAGAGGUAGUACAUCCUGUACAUUGCCCUUGUACAACGCCUGGGCAACAUCUGAAUGCUCAGUUAUACUCAGAGCAUUCAUGCGUGCCGGGAGCCAAAACUGCUGGAGUAAAAAUUCAAGCACAAGCUGUUGGAGCGCAACCAAUUGUUCCAUCUGCACCUUUCGGAGUGAAGAUUUGUCCUCGCGAUGGAAUCCUUCACGAUCCGCAUGAUCGACGCUCAUAUUAUCUUUGCAAACGUGGCUUGCCCAUGUGUGAUGAAAAUAAGUUCAGCUGCGCACACGGUUACAUAUUUAACGAAAUGAGUAAAAAAUGUGUACCGGAAGGAUUGUCGAAAUAGCUGCAUCGCUGAUUUUCUUACGUUUAUAAUUGCUUACCAGAGUCUGUUUAUGUCACCUUCCUACGUUUGCGGAAAAAAGCUUGCGUGCUGCUUAAACAAUCCAGUGAUUGUGUCGGUCUGUUUAGGUGAGCGUUUGCAAGUAAUGUGUAAAGAUAGCUGUAGAUAAUAAAUAGUUUUCCAAAUAUUAAACAUCCUGCAUCGUCUUUGAAAUAAGCUGCACUUCCUAACAUGCAUUGUUUCACAAUCACUAAACAAACCAUAAAGUGAUAUGAUUUUCUUCCGUGUUAUCAAUGCUCUGGUCACGUAGCAAUACUUUUUACCAAAAAAGUUUCAAACGUGCUUUUCGUGUGAAACAUGUGGCUUUCACAGUAUAACAAACAGUACUCCAACAAUGGUGCCUGGAAAUAUAAUAGACCGGAUGUAUUGCUUGAUUAGAGCGAAAGUGAUAUGACUGGUAAACGUUAACGGCGUACUGUACAUAUAUGUAUAAUUUACCUUCAUUUGAUAAGUUGACACGCUCACAGAGCAAUACAACAAAACUCUAGGAUUAGACUUGUGCCUGAUGGGAAUAUCCACAUCCAUCGAUACUAUAUUCGAUGUACGGAUACCAAUGGAUAUGGAUUGGAGAACCAUAAAUUUAAUUGAUUUUUUUUUAUUUGUUGGGAAUACUAGACGGCGAAUUUGAUUAAAAUAGAUUUUUUUCUUUUUUAUUCAUUACAUUCGCCGUUUGUUAAACACGCAGCCUACUGAAUUCGAAUGCACUUAUCGAACUAGUAUGAUAACACCAAACCUACUAAACCUACUGAAGUCUUAUGAACCAACCGGCCUCGUAUGAACCUAUUGAACUCGUUGCAUCCACUGACCGGGAUAUCAUAUGCUCAUAUGCAGUAGGAGCUGUUGAACCUACUGGAACCAAAGUUACUACCUGUAGCGUUCCGGGUUGCAUUUGUAUUGUCGGUAGGUUCGGGUCGACCCGCGCAUCACAAGCGUACACACAUGUACUAAUAGCUAGUGUGUAUCAAGCACUCAAGAGGAAACAAUAUUGUCCCAUGACCCAUGACCCAUGAAAAAUUAGUUUAAACAAAAUUUAAAACCAAGUAAAACAACUUUGGUAAUAUUACGAAUUUGAUUAGACAAGACAGAUACAAAGAUAAUGCUAUGGAAUGUAAUGUCUCAUGUGUAAGGCGCCCAUUCAUUCAUUGCGUAACGCAAAAUUUUCAAAUUUUCGACCCCCUCUGCCGUUAGUGCAACAAACUGUAACGUGGAAGAAACCCCACUAGUGAUGGGCAAAACGGCUCCGAAGGCAGAUCCGGCUCAGACCGGCUUCAAACAAUUUCGAAGCCGGAUCCACUCCAACGACUCCGCUCCUCGAGCCGGCUAC
This is a messenger RNA of Anopheles coluzzii, 5548 nucleotides long. RefSeq lists its product as uncharacterized. The transcript has 5 exons. The record is from RefSeq and is a predicted model, not a curated record. Bases 1891 to 4167 code for a protein of 758 amino acids. Gene Ontology annotation, cellular component: extracellular region. Gene Ontology annotation, biological process: chitin catabolic process; carbohydrate metabolic process. Gene Ontology annotation, molecular function: chitinase activity; chitin binding. Lineage: Eukaryota; Metazoa; Arthropoda; Insecta; Diptera; Culicidae.